AAAGCAUGUUGGGAUAUUUUUGUUUUCGUCGCCAUUUUGGAUGUUGAUUCUGGUCUCUUCAUCUGUCAGCGAAAGUCGACGUAUCGGGGUGUGAAUCGACACGAGCUAUGUGAUAUGUGACAACGGCAUCAUGAAUUCUUGACAAUUACGAUAGUUCCGACAUUGUUUUAACACCAUCAGAUCCAGAAAUGGCGACUACGAAGGAAACAAAACAAAAACGGAAGCAGCUAAAACUGAAGGCGGUGCCCCAGAAAACAAAAUUGUUUCGGGCAAAUGAACCUUUGUUGAGUGUGUUUAUGUGGGGCAUUAACCAUACCAUUAAUAAUCUGAAUCAUGUCAACAUCCCAGUUAUGCUUAUGCCAGAUGACUUCAAAGCCUUCAGUAAAGUCCAUGUGGAUUAUCACAAAUUCAACAAAGAGUCAAUGCCAAGUCAUUUCAAGGUCAAAGAAUACUGCCCUAUUGUGUUCAGAAAUCUAAGGGAACGCUUCGGAAUUGAUGACCAUGAUUACAUGAACUCCUUGAUCAAACAUCCAGAAAAAAUAUCACCAGGUAGGUCCAGGGUAAUCCCAGCACAUGACAGGAAGUACUUCAUAAAAACACUAGUCAGUGAGGAAGUGGAACAGCUUCAUAUAAUUCUCAAACAAUAUCACCAGUUCAUUGUGGAAAAUCAUGCGAAGACGUUGCUGCCUCAAUAUUUGGGAAUGUAUCGGAUCACGGUGAAUGACACAGAAACCUAUCUGGUGGUCAUGAGAUGUGUAUUCAGCCCACGACUUCAUAUCCAUAAAAAAUAUGAUCUAAAGGGAUCAACAGUGGACAGAUCUGCAAGUGAUAAAGAGAAGGCCAAGGAUUUACCGACGUUUAAGGACAAUGAUUUUUUAAGUGACGGUGCCACUAUCCACAUCGGAGCCGAGAACAAAGCAAAACUGAUGGCCAUGCUGAAACAGGAUGUGGAGUUUUUGGAGAGUCUACACCUUAUGGACUACAGUCUGAUUGUGGGAAUCCAUGACUGUGAGCGAGCUGAACAGGAGGCCAUGGAGAACCCUAACGUAGACCAUAGCAACAUGGAGGAAAAUGACUCGGAGAACGGCCUGGAUGACGAGGAUUACCUGGGGGCGGGGGGUGUCCCCACCCCACCCGACAGUCCACAACCCUCCCCCUACAUGCCUUACACUGGGGAGUUAGACAGCGAGAUGGAGAGAUAUGCAUUUAAAUCUAGUCCUGACUGCCCAAGACAAGAAAUCUAUUUUCUAGCCAUGAUUGACAUUUUAACAAAGUACGGUGUGAAAAAAAGAACUGCCACUGCAGCAAAGACCGUGAAACACGGGGCGGGAGCUGAAUUCUCCACAAUUCGGCAUGAUCAAUACGCAAAGAGAUUCCUAGAAUUCAUUAAUAAGUACAUAGAAUGACAAGUGAACUGGUUAUUUUUAAAACUCUAUAGACAAAUCCAGAGGCCAUUUACUGAUGUAAUCAGGAUUUUGACGUCAGAGAGAAUUGUGUUCUGUGAUUAUGAUGUCAUGUUUGAUGUCAUGAAGUUAUGACAUCAUUUUUGAUGACAUGGAUUAUGAUGUAGGGUAAACUCACAUCCCACAAGACUUUGUUGUCUUUGUAAAUGUAACUCAUAGUCAUCGUAGAUGUGGAAAUAAUUCUAAUAGGACCAUCUCACUGCUCUAGAUGUUUAAAAACUGUCACAAUAUGGUUCAUGUCAAAAACUUAAAAAAUCUUCGUACUUAAGUUUGAAUGCACAGAUCUGCAGUUUUUGUUUAGUCUGCUGUAAUGUUAAAUAUGCAGCAAGAAAAAUUAUACGCUGUUUUAAUGGAAGAAAAGUUAAUUA
Saccostrea cuccullata (small rock oyster) is the source of this 1831-nucleotide messenger RNA. Its product is annotated as phosphatidylinositol 5-phosphate 4-kinase type-2 alpha-like. The transcript has 12 exons. Gene Ontology annotation, molecular function: 1-phosphatidylinositol-5-phosphate 4-kinase activity; 1-phosphatidylinositol-4-phosphate 5-kinase activity. Lineage: Eukaryota; Metazoa; Mollusca; Bivalvia; Ostreida; Ostreidae. The coding region runs from base 189 to 1406 and encodes 405 amino acids. Gene Ontology annotation, biological process: phosphatidylinositol phosphate biosynthetic process. The record is from RefSeq and is a predicted model, not a curated record. Gene Ontology annotation, cellular component: plasma membrane.